This is a messenger RNA of Atta colombica, 1418 nucleotides long. RefSeq names its product leucine-rich repeat-containing protein 15-like. Gene Ontology annotation, molecular function: protein binding. Bases 32 to 964 code for a protein of 310 amino acids. Gene Ontology annotation, cellular component: plasma membrane. The record is from RefSeq and is a predicted model, not a curated record. The transcript is spliced from 3 exons. NCBI's taxonomy places the organism in Eukaryota, Metazoa, Arthropoda, Insecta, Hymenoptera, Formicidae.
CAAUAACUUCAUCGCGAACAAAUGCACGACGAUGAAGCGUUUGUUAAUAAUUUAUCUUCUUUAUACGCUUUUCCAAACGGUUUUAUUGUCACCAUGCGUGAAAAUCGUGUAUAAACAAACGAAUAAGAUUGGCUUUCAGUGCACUGAAUUAACAACACUGCGAGAAUAUUUGAACAAAGCAUGGACCAACACGACGAUCAUUACGAUUUUUGAUUCAAAUAUUCCUAACAUACUCGGAUAUAGUUUUGCGAGAUUCGGAGCGACUCUCAUGACCUUAGACCUGCACGAAUCGGGCAUACAAACGUGCGAUACUCAAGCAUUCAUAGGCCUUACGAAAUUGAAGAAACUGAUGCUUUGGGGCAAUAAAUUGACGAACGUACCAAGAGAUUGGUUCGUGAACAUGUACUCCUUGCAGACUCUGGAUUUGUCAUUCAACGCCAUUCAGUGGGUCGACUACACGGUCUUUCAAAUGCUCAGUAAUUUACAAAACUUUUACUUCGACUAUAACCAACUUAACUCUAUCGACUACAACAUGUUCGCUUAUCUGGGUAAUUUGAAGAAAGUAAAAUUCAGCAAGAAUCCCUGGAAUUGGGCGUAUCGCGCUCGUUUGACGUGGCAGUUGGAGAACCAAAAGGUUGAAAUACUCGACAUGUGGGAGGAUUGGAACUGGAUGAACGUCAUGAUCAAGGAUUGUGUCGAGAGCGGCCGCGGCGAGUUGCCGAGUGACAAGGUGCUUGACUGCGUCGUGGAGAAGCUGCUCGUGUUCACGUACGAGAGCUAUAACGUGCAAGAGAGAAGUAGCAUGGUCGAAUGCAGCAAUCAAACCAGUCGAUUAAUACGUUGUAUGAGACCGAGCAAUGCUACCGGCAACACCGAUUAUGAAACGGUACGAAGGAUCCUGGAGGAUUACUCCACGAUUCUGCCCUCAAUGCAAAGAGCGCUCAGCCCUUUCUCAUUGAAAUGAUAAACGAGCUAUGUCUCCGUCUUCUUAGGGAUUUCUUCAAGUUAAAUCUUGAGGUACUUUUACCAUAAAUUUAUAACUGUGUACUCUAUAAUUGCGAGAACUCUUAAUCGCUACAUAGUAGUAAUUAGUAUAUAUCUUUAAAAAAUAAAUGAAUAAAAAGAAAAUCGCGUAACUAUAUACUUUAAUGUAUAGUGUUUUAUAUGUAAAUUUAAGAUUUGUAUUUAAAAAAAAUAUGACAAGUAUUUCUUUUCUAUAUUAAUUAUAGAAUAAGGAAAAAAAAUAAGAUUAUAAAUUCGUAGAAAAAUAAUAACUUUAUUAAAUUAAUUUUUUCGCUAUGCAAUUUAAAUUAUACGUGAAGGUAUUAUGAACUAAAAAACUAAACGUAAUAUACGAUCACAAAUUCGAUGUAACACGCUGUGCGUGUCUUUCAAUUAAAAUAAUUGUUCUGAACAAA